UAUCUUAAUCGGUUUAUAAAACGAUGCUUGUGUGCAUCACGUUUCACAAAAAUAAUAACAAAGGGUGUCUCGUGGCUAAGUCGUCAAUAUCGCAGUGGUCUCGUUCUAAAAAUAUAAAUGAUUCGUCAAAGGUUCAAAUACUUUAGAACCUUCCAUUUGAAAAUGGAGGAAGAGAGAAUGGAGCGAAAAAAUGUUGCUUUCAGUGUGAUGCUUCCGUCUUCCAAAGGACGAAAAAGGAGAGUGAGAAAGAAAUCUUUUACAGAGGCUGUCAAAGAAAAAUACUGCAUGAGCGAUCCCAAUAAAAUAUUUACUUCAGGGUUUGUGAUCGACAUAAAGGUGACGGGGAAACCUAAAGCAAAUGACUCGGAAGCUGAAUUGGCAUAUCUCAGAAAUGUGGUCCUGACUAACAGUGCUGUUGGCCAUGCUGGUCUGCCAAAUGAAGGACUGUCCACUCUGUGUCCAAAUGUAGUUGACCUUGACCUGUCCAGCAAUGCCCUGACAGAUUGGAAAGACAUGCUGACCAUCUUGUCUAACCUACAGUGCCUUAAGUUUGUCAAUUUAGCCCGAAACCUGUUGCAAAAUCAUGAGAAUGUCAUUCAGUCUUGGAGCACAGCCCUUCCUCAGAUAGAAAACCUAGUGUUGAAUGGAACCUACACCAGCUGGCAGGAUGUCAUUGAGUUGUCCAAAAAGAUUCCGUCCCUCAAAGAAUUGCAUGCCUGUGAAAAUGAAUAUGAAGAUUUGGAUCAUCCAGAGGAUGCUUACAAGUAUCUACAAAACAUCAGCUGUCUCAGACUCAAUAACAACAGACUCCGGAGUUGGGAGGAAGUAUGGAAACUGAAAAAUCUGCCUUGCUUAGAAUCCCUCAUUCUGUCAGGGAACCCUAUUGAACACAUCUUCUACAAAGAAAAAGAGGAGUGCAAGAUAUGCUGUCCAGAAAACACAGGAAAAGGAGAAAGCAGUGAGAGGGAUGUUUCCAUGGAUGUACAGGAUAUUGUGGAAGAUAUUGUUGAUGAUGUUUUUCGGAUCAUCCAUGUGGGAGGAGAUGUCAUGGAAGAAACAGAGAGUGACUCUGAAGGUUGUCAACACUGUGACCCGUUCUCCAGACUCAACCUUCUCUGUCUGAGUGAGACUCAGCUCAAUGAUUGGACUCACUGUGAAGAACUCAGAAAGUAUCCUGCUCUGGAAUCUCUCAGAAUCAAGGAUGUUCCCUUAGUGAAAGAUUUAGAAACAGAUGACAGAAGAAAACUUCUUGUUGCACAAAUUCCAAGCAUCAGAAUAUUGAAUGGAAGUGAAGUGACCAGCACAGAAAGAGAAAAGUCAGAGAGACAUUAUCUCCGAUACUUCAUGGACAAACAGCACAAACCAGACAGGUUUCAUGAAUUAGAGGCUAAACAUGGUAAACUGGAGCCCCUGAUGGACAUAGACAUCAGUGGAGGGUACAAGGAGUGGAUCACAGUCACCUUUAUCUACGGUGACAAGCGCUACCAAGAGAGAGUCCAUGUUGUCGAACCCAUCGGGAAACUCAGGCUCAUGGCUGCACAGAAAUUUGCUCUCUAUGCUUCGUUGCGUAACUUCAAGAUGUUCCACUACGCGUGUGGCCCCCAUCACAGGGAGGAUGAACAGACCUUUGAGGAGCUGAUCAUGCAGACCCAGUCCCUCCCCAUCAGUCGAUUCGACAUCAUGGACGGGGACGAAAUCUACGUGGACCCAGCCAUGGACGGAUUUCAGAAUGCCGAUGGGAGCCUGCAGUACUUCCUCAUCACAAGUUAUAUUACAGUGUAGGGGCCAGAGGCAUGCAGAAUUCAUAUGUUUGCUCUUUGUGUCUUUCUCUAAGAAACAACGAAAAGACUUGAA
This is a messenger RNA of Saccostrea cuccullata (small rock oyster), 1854 nucleotides long. RefSeq names its product tubulin-specific chaperone cofactor E-like protein. The record is from RefSeq and is a predicted model, not a curated record. Gene Ontology annotation, molecular function: alpha-tubulin binding. NCBI's taxonomy places the organism in Eukaryota, Metazoa, Mollusca, Bivalvia, Ostreida, Ostreidae. The transcript is spliced from 9 exons. Gene Ontology annotation, biological process: tubulin complex assembly; post-chaperonin tubulin folding pathway; microtubule cytoskeleton organization. Bases 118 to 1782 code for a protein of 554 amino acids. Gene Ontology annotation, cellular component: cytoplasm.